AUGUCGAAGAGGAAAACCAGGGAGCCUAAGGAGGAGAAUGUUACUCUUGGACCUGCUGUCCGUGAAGGGGAGCAUGUCUUCGGAGUUGCUCAUGUCUUUGCAUCAUUCAAUGACACAUUCAUCCACGUCACUGACUUGUCCGGGAGAGAGACCCUUGUUCGUAUCACUGGUGGAAUGAAGGUCAAGGCUGAUCGUGACGAGUCAUCACCAUAUGCAGCUAUGCUUGCUUCUCAAGAUGUGGCGACACGUUGCAAGGAGCUCGGCAUCACUGCUUUGCACAUUAAGCUCCGUGCCACUGGAGGCAACAAGACCAAGACUCCUGGACCUGGUGCUCAAUCCGCUCUCAGGGCACUCGCUCGUUCUGGCAUGAAAAUUGGACGCAUUGAGGACGUGACCCCCGUUCCCACUGACAGCACCCGCAGAAAGGGUGGUAGGAGAGGAAGGAGGCUGUAG
Molecule: messenger RNA, 453 nt
Organism: Triticum turgidum subsp. durum (durum wheat)
Lineage: Eukaryota; Viridiplantae; Streptophyta; Magnoliopsida; Poales; Poaceae
Source: the annotation of a GenBank genome assembly